GUAGAAUACAAUUUUCAUAACAAAGCACCUGCACCUGCACCUGCAUCUGCAUACAUAGGGGAUCAUAGAUUUGGGGUUAAAAACACCUCAGAAGCCAUCUGGUCAAACUCCCUUAUUUUGUAGUUAGGAGAACUGAGACCCAGAAAAGUUAAGUGUCUUGCCCUUUGUCACCCCACGGAUUUUGAAAUUCGGUCUUCAGACUCCUAAUUCAGUGAUCUUUGUAAAAUGCACUCAAAGAAGGGGUGACAAUCAUUCAACAAGCAUCUGUUCUUUAGUAUGUGCUAAGCACUGGGGAUAUAUAGGGCUAGGGGACAAAGCGGGGAACCAGUUCUCUGCUCUUAAGGACCUUGUAAGUCAAAGUAUAAAUAAAAGGAAGGUACAGAUAUAUCUACAAGCAUGUAUACCUGCGCUGCUCUUAUGGUGCCUUUUACAUAAUUCUUUCACAACUCCUGGGAUAAGCCUCUAUGGGAGAGGUUUUAGGGUCCCCAGCGUUCAGUUUCAUCCCCCAUUCCUCUUUUGGGGCUCUUUACCACCUGUCUUCCUUCGGGAGCACAAACGGAAGACCAGCACUGAUUUCCAACAAUCCUCCAAUGCCCUUCCUUCCUUCUGCUCAGCCCAGCACUGGGAGCCUGCACAGCAGGACGACGAGGGUGGGGCUCAGGACCCGAUGGUCAGGAAGUGCCUGAGAGGUGUGUUUCACUUCUCUCUCACACUUUGUUGAUUUCUAGGCGCUCGGACUGCACUGCCUAGCCCAGAGAGGGAGGACCUAUCUUAUUCACCUGUCUUCCAGGUGUGGCCCCGGGGACUGCCGGGAGUUUCUUCUUUCUUCUUCUCCCCGCCUCUUUCAGUGCCUUGGGGUCCCCAAAGACGCCACUAUGAGCAAGUUGGGCAGGUUUUUCAAAAGGGGAGACUCCUCCAAAGGCAAAGCCGUUCCUACUCCCCAGGAGGCCUUGGCCCGACUCCGGGAGACCGAGGAGAUUCUGGGCAAGAAACAAGAGUACUUGGAAACUAGGAUCCAGAAGGAACUCGCCCUGGCCAAGAAGCACGGGACACAGAAUAAGCGAGCGGCAUUACAGGCACUAAAGAGAAAGAAGAGGCUUGAGAAACACUUAACUCAGAUUGAUGGCACACUUUCCACCAUUGAGUUCCAGAGAGAAGCCCUGGAAAAUUCCCAUACCAACACAGAAGUGUUGAGGAACAUGGGCUUUGCUGCAAAAGCUAUGAAAGCAGUUCAUGAAAAUAUGGACAUUAACAAAAUAGAUGAUCUGAUGCAAGAGAUUACAGAACAGCAGGAUAUCGCCCAGGAAAUCUCAGAAGCAUUUUCUCAGCGAGUUGGAUUUGGUGACGAUUUUGAUGAGGAUGAACUGAUGGCAGAACUUGAAGAAUUGGAGCAGGAGGAAUUAAAUAAGAAGAUGACAAAUGUCAGACUUCCAAAUGUGCCCUCAACCUCACUGCCAUCACACCCUGGUAGGCUGCCAAAUGUACCAUCUACUUCACAUCGAUCUCGAGCAGCAUCUUCCAGGAGAAAAGAAGAUGAAGAUGACAUAAAACAGCUGGCAGCUUGGGCUUCUUAAGGCCAAACUAUAAAAAAUGUUUUGAAUGGAGUUUGGUUAACACACACCUACACUCUCUCUCCUCCCCAUAUACAUAUUGAGGUCUAUAAUAAAUAGAUUAUUUUUCAUUGUUUUAGGCCUUAUUUGCUAAAAAUUCUGUUCAUGAACCUCUGACAUGCAGGAAUCCACAUACUUCAAUUGAGGAGUGGAAAUGGUAGAAGCCAUUUAACAGUUUGCAAGUAGCUUAAGAGUAUAUGUACAUAUGCAUAUGUGUGUGGCACUUAUCAGUACACUCAUAUGUAUGUAUUUGAAGUAUCUACUAAAAGAAGUCUGGGGUAUGGUAAUCUUUAGAAGAGGGGGUACAUCCUUGAUCAAAUUCCAAUAUAUACUAAUUACGCUUGAGUGUUUCAGUUUAGAAACUUAAAGGUUCUUUAAAUUGACUUUUAAUGUCAUUUAUGUUUUUAAUUAGGCAAAAUAUAUAAUGGUCAAGAUUAUUAACAGUGAUUGCUGUUGGGCCAGGUUUUCAAGUGUAUGAUUUAGAAUUGGGAGGCUGCAUUAAUAUUUGCAGUCUGUUUGGACACAGGAUAUUUGCAGUCUGUUUGGACACAUUAUUGUUUCAGUGUACUCAGUUUAGUGAUUCUCAUUCUUUUUCAGUUCUUAUUGGAUUCAUGCUUGUAAAUUUGUUUCAGAAUUAUAACAUAGUCCUUGUAAAUAUAUGUAAGGGUAAAUCUAUAGAAAUAAAAAUUACUUGUAAAAAUAAUAUAUUAGACUUAAUGAUUUUUAUUUUUAAAGUUAUCAAUGUGUUAUAACCAACGUAGUAAGUGAAAAAUGCUAUUCUAGAUGUGAUUGUAUCAUUAACAGAAUUUGUCUAGCAAUAUUCCUUCAUAUUUGUGUAAUAUCAAUGAGUUAAUUUGUACUUAUGAAGAUUUAAACAUUGAAAAAGUGAAGCUAUAUCUCUUCUCCCUUUUAUCCCUAUUAGCACACAAGCAGAUGUUCUACAGUCUAAAUCAUAUCCUCAUUCACAAAAGUUUCAUAUUAUACAAAUCUUUUUGACAAACUACUUAGAAACCUUCAACUAUGCUUCAUUUUAAAAAAAAAUAUUGAGUAAAUAUACAAAACACUAUGUUAGGUGUGGGGAUGUACAAAAUCUAAAUAAAAUGUGGCCCCUGGAAUUUAUAGACUGGUAAAUAGAGAGGGGAUUAAGUGGUAUAGUGAAUAAAGUGUCAGUCUGA
Molecule: messenger RNA, 2785 nt
Organism: Sarcophilus harrisii (Tasmanian devil)
Lineage: Eukaryota; Metazoa; Chordata; Mammalia; Dasyuromorphia; Dasyuridae
Gene: CHMP4C
Product: charged multivesicular body protein 4C
Exons: 5
Coding region: 876-1574 (232 amino acids)
Biological process (GO): late endosome to vacuole transport via multivesicular body sorting pathway; vesicle budding from membrane
Cellular component (GO): multivesicular body; cytoplasmic side of plasma membrane; ESCRT III complex
Source: RefSeq, a predicted model, not a curated record